GUCAAUUUAUUUGUUUGGUUAGUUGUCAACAAUAAUAUGUCAUCCCGUUAUAGUUGAAUAUUUAAUUAAAUAAAUUAUGGGAAACGAACAGUCAUACUUGUUUGAUGUGGAUAUAAAUGAAAAUGUCGUUGAGCAUUGCAAAUAUUGGUCCCUUCAUUCUGCUGUAAAUCAGCCUGUUUCAGUCUUUGUUGGUCGUCGUCUUCCUAUAACAUUUUCAGAUGGUUCUCAAUUUCUGAUAGAGAAGUCUGCCAAGAAUCUUAUGGUGUUCCGGCAUCCCUGCAUACUGAAAUACAUAUCAUCCUGGUAUAGAUACUCAAAGUUUUAUCUUGUAGUAGAAGAAGUGGUACCUUUAGCAUCUGUUUUAAAUACACAAAACUGUUUACAGAAAUGUAUAGGUCUUUUGUCUUUACUGAAAGCUGUUUGCUUUUUACAUGAAAAGGGUGGUGUAUCGCAUAACAAUUUAUCUAUUAAAUCAAUUUAUGUUACCAAGGAUGGAGAUUGGAAAUUAGGAGGCAUGGAGUUUUGCUGCAAAUUUAGCAAUUUAACUGCAGAUUAUUUGAAUAAAAUUGAAAAUCUUCAACAUAUCACUGUGGAUAUAAACCUCGUAAAAAGUUUUCAACAAACUGAUAAAUAUAAGGAGUGCUUGGAUUCUUUUGCAUUUGGAUUACUGGCAUAUGAGAUAUUAUCAAAUGAGGGGGAAGAUGAACUGUCCCAUCUUUCAUCAUUUCGUGAUUUAUGUAAAAAUAACUUGCAAAAUGAAGAUUUAACCCAAAGACCAAAAUUGUCUACACUUCUCGAACAUCCAUUCUUUAAAAAUGACUUUGUCAUAGUUUAUUCCACUUUGUACGAAUUACCUCUUCAAUCAAAUGAAGCAAAAGAGGUUUUCUUUUCUACGCUCUAUGAAAAAUUAAAACUGUUUGAUGAAAUAUUAACUGCCAAGCAACUUGGCAGGUUAUUGCUAUCCAGACUAGUUCUCCUGGAUGAAACAGCUCAGAAGAAAUUGCUGCCAUUUAUACUAUACCCUAGAAACGAUGAUUCUUCUACUGUGGAGUUGUUUUGUAAAGAAACAUUUAAGAAGUACAUAGUUCCUACAUUAUUAGAAAUAUUCUGUGUAAGAGACAUACAAAUUAGGCUUUUACUUUUAGAACACUUCAGAGGUUUUAUGAACUGUUUCUCUAAGGAUGAACUUAAGCAUCAAGUUUUACCAGAACUUUUGCUGGGCAUUAAAGACAUAAAUAAUGAAUUGGUGUCUGCCACUUUACGGUCAUUGGCAGAUAUGGUUCAAAUCUUAGGAGCUGAAGUUGUAAUUGGUGGCAGGAGAGCUAAAUUAUUCAAUGAUGGAAAGCCACAUUCAAUGGAAUCUAAAAUUGCACAUUCAAAAACAAGGUUUUUACCAUCAGUAGUUGCCAAUACAGAACCUGAUAUUUCAUUGACUAGCAAUCAGUCAGUUCUAGAAAAUAGUUUAGACGUAUUUGAUCCACUUCCAGAACGACCAAGACCUGAUGGUGAAGAAAAUGAUUUAUCAGUUGAGAAUCAAACACUACUUCCUAAGGAAGACCUAAACAGUUGGGAUGACUGGAAUCAAAUUAAUCAUGUUGAAGAUCCCCCCCUAGAAAAUGAACAAUUAAAUGUAAAUGAAAAUGAGGUACAAAAUAGUGAAAGUAAAACAACAGAAAAGAGUGAAAACUAUACAAAGAAAAUGGACAGAUCGUUACCAGAUAUUUUCCAACUUGAUAUUAAGAACCAAGUGGCAAUAGAAAAUUAUAAUGAUUUGAAUUUAUUUGAGGGCAUGGAACCUGAAAUAAAUGUUUCAAAAGUAUUACUUUUUCCAGAGGCUAAUGAACCAAAUUUAGAAAUAACGUCUAAAAAAUUGGACUUUAGCGUUAACCUGGAUACUGAUAAUACUGUAGGAUGGGAUGAUGAUGACUGGAAUAAAUAAUAUUUAAUGAUGAUAGCAUUUUUAAGCCUACUUCCUUAAGUUUUAUUACAUAUACAGUAAUUUGUCACUAGGUUGUUCUUAUUGAAUAAAUAUUUUGUUACAA
Messenger RNA from Agrilus planipennis (emerald ash borer), 2042 nucleotides. Its product is annotated as protein-associating with the carboxyl-terminal domain of ezrin. The coding region runs from base 77 to 1939 and encodes 620 amino acids. Gene Ontology annotation, molecular function: protein kinase activity; ATP binding. The record is from RefSeq and is a predicted model, not a curated record. Lineage: Eukaryota; Metazoa; Arthropoda; Insecta; Coleoptera; Buprestidae. Gene Ontology annotation, biological process: protein phosphorylation. The transcript has 5 exons.